Messenger RNA from Danio rerio (zebrafish), 1992 nucleotides. NCBI's taxonomy places the organism in Eukaryota, Metazoa, Chordata, Actinopteri, Cypriniformes, Danionidae. The record is from RefSeq and is a predicted model, not a curated record.
UACAAUGAACAAUUAUACAUAAACAUCGAUAAAGCAAUUUUCUUGUAGUAAUAAUCGACUGAUUCAUUUAUUUUCUGUCCAGAAGAUGUGUUCUGUGGACAACUCGGACAAAAUACUUCCCCUGAAUUAUGGCACAAGAGGAAAGCACCCGUUUUAAAAUCGUGGCAAUUAAGUGUCAAGAGUUUAAUGAGACCUCUUCACCUUUGGGUCGCUCUGGUUGCGCGUUUGGUUUUAAUUGCUGUUAUUAAAUAAAUCAAUUCUCUUCUUCCACUGAUUCUUCAGCGGUUUUGACUGGCAUUCGUAAUUGAUACGUUUGGGGUGAAGGCAUUAUGUGUGAACCGUUUCCGAAUCCCUAAUGCGGAUUUCAAGUGCAUAAUACACAUAACCAUUGGUCCAAGAGUUGAGCGUGUUUUACUAAUGACUAAGAUUCUGGAAGUCUAAAUGUAGAAAAUUUAUUUUGGCGAUUGCGGUUGUCAUGGUGAAAAGACAAGUGGAUGAUGUUUAUGGGAUGGAGCGCGCACAUUUAAAGGGUGUUUCGGUGCGAGAUUUUGGAAACCGAAGCGCUUUCACUACCGACAUGAACGCGAGACGCUGUGAGGAUUUUACCAGAGAACUUUCAAGCAACAUUUGUAUGAGCUUACCGGAAGCAAAGAAUGGCCGAUCUGAUCCGGCUUCUCCAUCUGCUUUACCUGAAACAAUGGCAUCUGAUGCUUUUCAAGGCAAAGCAGUUUGCACAAGGUGUAGAGAGCACAUCCUAGACAGGCAUCUGCUUAAGGUGAAUGACAUGUGCUGGCAUGCGAGAUGCCUUUCAUGCAGUGUGUGUCAGACCACCUUGAGCGAACAGACAACCUGCUAUGUCCGAGAGCGUGAGAUUUUCUGCAAGCUACAUUACUUCAGGAGGUUUCAGACAUGGUGCUCGUGCUGCAGAGAAACGCUUCACUCUUCAGACUGGGUUCACAGAGCAAAGGGAAAUGUUUACCAUCUAGCAUGUUUCUCCUGUUUCUCCUGUAAAAGGCAGCUGUCCACUGGAGAGGAGUUCGCAUUGGUUGGGGAAAAACUGCUGUGCCGAAUCCAUUACAGCAGCAUGCUGGACAAACUCAACAGACCUGCUGAAAAAGGGAAAUCCGUCAGUCCUGAAAAAGCAUUGGCUGCUGGCUGUGAGAUAAAACAAAAACCAUCUAAAAGAGCACGUACCAGUUUCACUGCAGACCAGCUCCAGGUUAUGCAGGCUCAGUUUGUUCAGGACAAUAAUCCAGACGCACAGAUGCUUCAGAGUCUUGCUGAACAGACUGGACUUAGUCGACGCGUCAUUCAGGUCUGGUUUCAGAACUGCCGUGCGCGUCAUAAGAAGCACGUUUCUACCCCUCAUUCAGCUGGUCUGUCUUCACUGUCGUCCACAUCCACUGUGAAUGAGCUGAGAUAUACAGAAACAACCCUGCUUACAGGACUGCACAACACCUGCAUACAUGUGAACACAGCAUCAUCUCUGCUCUAUCAGCCUUUACUGUACCACCAGUCCACUCAUCUACCAAUCAGCAGCAGCUAAACAUUUUACACCUCACUUCGACAUGUAGUCUACACUUACUGUAAAUGUGAGCAUGACCCAUGUAUUAAAGGGAUAGAUGACCCAAAAUAAACAUUUGCUCACUCUAUUGUGCUCACUCUAUUGUACUCUCUCUCUCUCUCUCUCUCUCUCUCUCUCUCUCUCUCUCUCUCUCUCGGGAUUCUGUUGAACACAAUAGAAUAUGUUUAGAAGAAUCUUGGAAACCUGUAACCACUGAAUUCCUUAGGAGAAAAAAAAACCAGGGAACUCAGAAGUUAACAGUUUCCAACAUGUUUUACUACAUCUUCUUUUCUGUUAUAGAGAAUAAACACAAACAUGUUUCAGUCAACUGAAAAAAUGAGUAAAUUAUAACAUUUUUUGCUUGAACUAUGUGUUUAUUUAUCAUAGUUUAUGCUGUUGCUACAAUCAAAAUAAAAAUAACUUAUUGA